Humulus lupulus (European hop) is the source of this 2173-nucleotide messenger RNA. RefSeq names its product protein WHAT'S THIS FACTOR 1, chloroplastic. The record is from RefSeq and is a predicted model, not a curated record. Lineage: Eukaryota; Viridiplantae; Streptophyta; Magnoliopsida; Rosales; Cannabaceae. The transcript has 2 exons. Bases 392 to 1879 code for a protein of 495 amino acids. Gene Ontology annotation, molecular function: RNA binding.
AUCAAUAUCUGAGGUCAUUAAGUCCAUUCUCAAAAAAUUCUUAUACUCCGCUUCCCCAGCUCCCACUCCCCCUCCCCUAGCCCACCAUCUCCUCCAUCUUACUCACACACUCGGUCGAAGCACAGAAGCCACCGCCCAGCCGGCCACGCCGUCGCCCUCGCCCACCGCGGCAGGCCUCCGUCGUGCUGUCGCUCUAUCGCAGUCUUGGCCUUCUGUUCCUACAGAAGCUUGAAGCCCAAAAACCUUGGGAAAGAUUGUUCCUAGUCCGAUGCAAUGGUGGAAAGCGCAAGGCCUCACUGUAUAAAUUCUGGUCACGUGGUUGAGAGACAUUUAUUUACCCUUUUCUCUUGAUGGUCUGUUUUAGUUCAGUUUUUGAAAUUGCUCAUUUGCAAUGACAUCAAUGGCAUUAUCUUUACCUUUUUCGACUCAAAGAGAGUGGCCUAUAACUUUCCUAAAUUCCGACUUCCUCCCUAGGAAUCCAGCUUAUUGCCAUCUUGGUAGCAUACAAAAGAGAUAUAAAGAGAGGAAAAUGCCAACAAAUUUCUCUCUUUUAAUUUCUUGUUCAUCCAUUAAAACAGUCGGUAGUCCUGGUUUAGACAGGUAUAUCGUGAAGCAACACAAGAUACGGUUUGUUCAAAAGCUGACAACAUUACUCCUAUCCAAGCCAAAGCACUAUAUACCUCUACAUAUUCUUUCCAAAUGUCGACCAUACCUUUCUGUUUCAACACCUAAGUCAAUCCUCUCGAUGAUCUGCCGUUACCCUACCAUAUUUGGACUCUUUUCUAUUGAAUGGCCUCCACUUCCACUUAAUGCAGCCAAGUCAUAUCCUCAACUUUGUGUUCGUCUAACCCCAGCUGCAGAGGCCCUUGCAGCCCGUGAGUUAAAUUACAAAUUUGCCAUCUCCGAUACCUUGGUACAAAAGCUUCAGAAACUUCUCAUGCUCUCUUCUCAUCAGCGAUUACUUUUGUCUAAAAUAGUUCACCUUGCUCCAGAUCUUGGUCUUCCCCCUAAUUUUCGAUCACGCCUCUGUAAUGACCAUCCAGAUAAGAUCAAGAUUGUUGACACCUCGUAUGGCCGAGCACUUGAACUUGUCACAUGGGAGACAGACCUUGCGAAGACUUUACCAUCUACAGAUGUUCAAUCACUUGGGUUGAUAGUAGAUAGACCGUUAAAAUUUAAGCAUUUGAGAUUGAGAAAAGGAUUGAAUUUAAAGAGACGCCAUCAUGAUUUUUUGAUCAAGUUUGGUGAAAUUCCAGAUGUGUGUCCUUAUAAAACUCCCGCUGCAGAAUUAGUGAAGGAGUCCAUUGAGGCAGAGAAAAGAGCUUGUGCAGUAGUGCGUGAGGUGCUAGGGAUGACAAUUGAAAAGAGGACAUUGAUCGAUCACUUGACUCAUUUCAGAAAGGAGUUUGGGUUGUCCAACAAGUUGAGGGGGAUGAUCAUCAGGCAUCCUGAGUUAUUCUAUGUUAGUUUGAAAGGACAUAGGGAUUCAGUGCUCUUGGUGGAGGGGUUUGAUGAUAAUGGUAGGCUUUUGGAGAGAGACCCAUCUUUAGAUAUAAGGGAAGAGUUGAUGAAGUUGGUUAUAGAGGGGAAGAGAAUGAGGAGAGACAGGAGAAGAGCUCGUUGGAGAGGCAUUGAAAUUUGUGAUUCCAACGAUGACAAACAUGAUGAAGAUCAUGGUGAUGAUGACGACGACGACGAUUGUGGUGAUGAGGAUGGUGAUGGUUUUGAGAAUUUGUUCGAAUCUGAAAAUUCAAUUAUUGAGGAUGGCCAUGAUGAGAGCAGUGAGCUUUUGUCUUACAGAGAGAAUGCAGAGUUUUGGAGUACGUAUUUGGGGAGUUACCCCAACGAUGAAGAUAAAAGAUCUCUGGAACCUUGGUAGUGAUUAAUGUCCCUAUUGUGAAUAUGCAACCAAGCAUAAAGAGAGUUAUUCUUCCAAAUUCUAACGUAUUCUUAUACUGAACUGGACUAUUUAGUAGAUUCCGUCGUUUGAUGCUACCAAAAUGUUGCCAUUUGGUCCAAAAUUUUAGAACUCAUAGCAUUAGAAGAAAAGAAUGCGUUAGGCAUAUGUGCAAUAGGGUUAGUUUCAAGCAUUUCUUUUUUUAAAAAAUAAUUUGACUAAGAGUAGUGCCCAACUGCUUUCAUAUAUGACAGAAAACAAUAACCAGAAUUAAUA